GCAUUUUAAAUUAAUGCAAAAAGCUUUGUAAAAUUUGGCUUAUCAUGAUAAGAUAACAAAAGUUUUGUAGUUCAUUAAUUUGUUUAAACCUUCCCCAUCAACAUGUUCCGAAAAUUGUUUCCAGUAAAAUCCUGCAACCCCCUCAUCCGCCAGUUCAGUGUCUGCGAGCUCCCCAAGGAACUACGGCAAAUUCAACAGACAUGCCGAAACUUCGCAGAACGUGAGCUCAAACCGGUAGCUGCCGAACUGGACCGGGAUGAACGAUUUCCUGCUGAACAGAUAGCCAAGCUCGCCGAUCUCGGAUUGAUGCGUGUAACGGUGUCCCCCAAGUAUGGUGGCUCCAAUCUUAACAUGCAGGCACUGUCACUGAUCGUUGAAGAGCUGUCCAGAGGAUGUGCAAGCACCGGUGCCAUCGUAUCGAUUCACAACUGUCUGUAUGCCAAUUUACUGAACAGACUUGGGACUGAGGAGCAGAAGGACAAGUUUUUCACAAAGUAUUCAAGUGACACUGUUGGGGUGUUUGCACUUAGUGAGGCAGACGCUGGAUCGGAUGUGGUGGCGUUGAGUUCGAAAGCUAACCGAGAUGGCUGCUGGUGGGUUUUGAAUGGAGCGAAAGCUUGGGUGACGUCGGCUAGGGAAGCUAAAAGUGGAAUCGUUUUUGCCACUGUUGAUUCUGAGUUAAAACAUAAAGGAAUUACUGCCUUUUUGGUAGACUUUGAAGAUGCCGAAGGGUUGACGGUAGGACGAAAUGAAGACAAGCUUGGGAUUCGAGCCAGUUCAACCUGUAGCUUGCUGUUUGAAAAUGUGCGCAUCCCGGAUUCGAAUGUUCUUGGUCAGGUGGGUGGAGGGUUCAAGAUAGCCAUGGAGCAGUUGGAUCGGGCUCGCAUAGGCAUCGCUUCGCAAGCUUUGGGAAUAGCUCAAGCCGCACUGGAAACUGCCACCGAAUAUGCAGGCCAGCGAAUUGCAUUCGGCCAACCGCUGCUCAAAUUGCACCCGGUUCAGACGAGAAUCGCCGAAAUGGCCGUUAGAAUCGAAACUGCUAGGUUAUUGAUUCGUAGGGCAGCCGGCGAGGUGGAUCAAGGCCAGAAGGCAACGAAGGUCAUCUCGAUGGCCAAGUGGGUGGCCGGAGAGACGGCAACAUUUGCAGCACACAACUGCCAGCAGAUAAUGGGUGGCAUGGGGUACGUGAAAGAUAUGCCCGCCGAGCGGUACUACAGGGAUGCAAGGAUCACGGAGAUUUACGGUGGGGCAACGGAUGUGCAGAAGGCAAUCGUGGCGGAUCAUGUGAUAAAAGAGUUGGGCAAGUAAAUGGAUGAAAUGGUCCGGGGAUAGCGCAAGGUAAGAUGUUGUCUUUAUUUU
This is a messenger RNA of Ochlerotatus camptorhynchus, 1359 nucleotides long. Its product is annotated as short-chain specific acyl-CoA dehydrogenase, mitochondrial-like. The coding region runs from base 103 to 1308 and encodes 401 amino acids. Gene Ontology annotation, biological process: butyrate catabolic process; fatty acid beta-oxidation using acyl-CoA dehydrogenase. The transcript has 2 exons. Lineage: Eukaryota; Metazoa; Arthropoda; Insecta; Diptera; Culicidae. Gene Ontology annotation, cellular component: mitochondrion. Gene Ontology annotation, molecular function: flavin adenine dinucleotide binding. The record is from RefSeq and is a predicted model, not a curated record.